AUGGGUCUCGUUGGUGUUGCUGUAUUCGUUGGUAUAGCGACAUGGAUAUGUCACUUCCUAUACACAAAAGGAAAGCUCAUUUAUGACCGCAUGUCAGCCAUGCAAGGCCCCGCUGCUUUGCCAGGUCUCGGAAAUAUUCAUCAACUUCAUUUGAGACCAGAGGAAUUCUUCGAACAAGCUCAAGGUAUAUCUUAUAUGUUGAGAAACGGUGAUGAGAGAGCAUGCCGAAUUUGGCUUGGAGGUCUUCCAUUUGUACUUUUGUAUGGAGCUGAUGAGGCUGAAGCUGUGCUAGGAAGCCAAAAAAUGUUAAACAAGACCUUACAGUACGGAUUCCUAUCUGUCUGGAUUGGACAAGGACUUCUUAUUAGUGAACCGAAAAAAUGGAGAGGAAGGCGCAAACUGCUUACUCCAACUUUCCAUUAUGAUAUUCUCAAGGAUUUCGUAGAAGUAUAUAACAGACAUGGAAAUACGUUGGUAGAAAAGUUCCAGGAGUUAUCCAAAAAAGAUAUUUUCACUGAUAUAUUCCAUACUAUCUCCUAUUGUACCUUAGAUGUCAUUUGUGAAGCUGCUCUUGGUGUUUGCAUAGAUGCCCAGAGAAAACCAAACUCACCUUAUUUGGAAGCAGUGUUUCAAAUGAAAUAUAUCCUUCAACAAAGAAUGGUCAAACCACAAUACUAUCCAGACUUUUUGUUUUACACUUUCGGAGCUGGAAAGGACCAAGACAAGAAUGUUAAAAUAUUGCAUGAUUUCACUGGAAACGUUAUUCGUGCAAGAAAAGAGAAAGCCGAUGCCGCAGGAGGAGUUCAGAAGCUACUGGAGCAAGAAACAGCUGAGGGAAGGAGACGAAUGGCAUUCCUCGACUUAAUGUUAGAUAUGAAUGUGAAAGGCGAUCUAGAUGUUGAAGGCAUACAAGAAGAAGUAGACACCUUCACUUUCGAAGGACAUGAUACCACAUCAGCAGCCAUGAAUUGGUUUUUGCAUUUGAUGGGAACUAACCCCGAGGUCCAAGCUAACGUACAUAAAGAGAUAGACGAGGUCAUUGGAGAAUUCGACAGAGACAUCACUUAUGAAGACCUGGGAAAACUUAAAUACUUAGAAGCAUGUAUUAAAGAGACGCUCCGUCUUUAUCCUUCCGUACCCAUCAUAGCUAGACAAUGCGUGGAAGAUCUUCAUUUGAAGAACAAUUUAAUAAUACCUGCGGGAACAAGUGUGGUUAUCAUCCCUUCCAUGAUUCAAAAAGACCCAAGAUACUGGGACGAUCCAGAGAUCUUCAGACCUGAACGUUUCAUUGACGGCGAGUUGAAGCAUCCUUAUGCUUACAUUCCUUUCUCCGCCGGAAGCCGUAAUUGUAUAGGGCAAAGAUUCGCUAUUAUGGAGGAAAAAUGUAUAUUAGCUCUAAUUAUGAAAAACUUGCGCGUUGAAUCACUGAAAAGAACGCAUCAUAUGAGAGUAGCAGCAGAACUGAUCAUUAGACCUUUGGAUGGUAACCACAUCAAAUUCCAUCCAAGAAGCUACGGCGAAUACGCCUCGUAA
This is a messenger RNA of Auanema sp. JU1783, 1533 nucleotides long. The record is from the annotation of a GenBank genome assembly. NCBI's taxonomy places the organism in Eukaryota, Metazoa, Nematoda, Chromadorea, Rhabditida, Rhabditidae.